Messenger RNA from Lacerta agilis (Sand lizard), 4757 nucleotides. Its product is annotated as beta-alanine-activating enzyme-like. NCBI's taxonomy places the organism in Eukaryota, Metazoa, Chordata, Lepidosauria, Squamata, Lacertidae. The transcript is spliced from 14 exons. Gene Ontology annotation, molecular function: protein binding. Gene Ontology annotation, biological process: amino acid activation for nonribosomal peptide biosynthetic process. The record is from RefSeq and is a predicted model, not a curated record. Bases 51 to 3311 code for a protein of 1086 amino acids.
AAAUAUUUAAUUAUUUUCUCUUUUACAGGUGUGCAGUAUAAAUAUUUGCAAUGACUCUUCAGGAGAUUGUUCAGACUGCAGCCAGUUUAUAUCCUGAGAGAAGAGCAGUAUGCUUUGAUGAAUGCACCAAUAAGGUUCCAGUUAUCUACACUUACAAAACAGUUAUUAACCUAGCCACAGAACUUAGCGAUUUCCUGAAGAAACAUUGUAAUUUCACCAAACGAUUUGAAAUAGGCCUCUACUGCUACCCAGGAAUAAACCUGCCUUCUUGGAUUAUAGGAAUUCUCCAAGUGCCUGCUGCCUAUUCCCCUAUCGAUCCAGAUGUCCCUCCAAACUUGUCUGCAUAUUUUAUGAAAAAGUGUAACUUCCAAUAUGUCCUUGUGGAGAAAGACAGAGUUGAUAAAUUCACAGUAGCACAUGGGCAUUUGUUCUGCCAUAAUUCCUUUGAAAUACCAAAAGUUGGUUUGAUUCUUUUCCAGAGGAAGGGCAGUAAUAUUGAACAUUUAAACAAUAACAAUGAAAGUUAUGCCGUGCCAAGUGGCUUAGAGGCGCGAGCCUUGGACCAGCUUGAGACAAGACCAUUCAAAGACCUGCUGGAUGUCAGACAGCAACGCUCCAUAGCAUAUAUUUUACAUACAUCUGGAACAACAGGGAUCCCUAAAAUUGUCAGGGUACCUCAUAAAUGUAUACUGCCAAAUAUUCUUCAUCUUCGAGAUGUAUUUAAGGUUACACCAGAUGAUACAGUGUUUAUGGCCUCUCCCCUGACGUUUGAUCCAUCUGUAAUUGAGCUGUUCAUUGCUCUGGCAAGUGGAGCUUCCCUGCUUAUAGUUCCUAACCUGAUUAAAAUGAUGCCACAGGAGUUGUCUGAGGCUCUUUUUCAGCACCACAGAGUGUCUGUGUUACAGGCUACACCCACACUUCUGCGCAGAUUUGGAGUUCAGUGCAUUAAAUCAACAGUGUUGUCUGCUGAUACAUCGCUGCGAAUCUUAGCUCUCGGUGGAGAAGCAUUUCCUGGACUGAAUGUGCUAAGAAGCUGGAGAGGAAAGGGAAACAAAACACACGUGUUUAAUAUCUAUGGUAUUACAGAAGUUUCCUGCUGGGCCACAUGCUACAAGGUUCCCGAGGAGGUUUUUAGUUCUGAUCACCGAUUUGAUUCCCUUGUACCACUGGGAACCCCACUGUCUGGAACAAUAGUUGAAGUCAAAGAUGCUAAUGGUUCUGCCAUUCUAGAAGGCGAAGGUCAGGUGUUCAUAGGAGGUGAGGAACGUGUCUGCUUUCUUGAUGAUGAAGUAACACUACCUAAGGGCACAAUGAGAGCAACUGGAGACUUUGUAAGAGUAAAGGAUACCGAAAUGUUAUUCUUGGGACGGAAGGACAAUCAAAUUAAACGUCAUGGCAAGCGCCUCAGUAUUGAAUAUGUACAGCAGAUUGCAGAAGGCUACUGUCAAGCGGAAACAUGUGCUGUGAUAUGGUAUCAACAGGAAAAAUUAAUUCUGUUUGUUGUGCCCAAAGGCAAUUUUAGAAAAAGAGACAUUUUAAAGAAACUCCAGGAAUGUCUUCCUAGCCAUGCAGUCCCAGAUGACGUUUUGCUGAUUGACACUUUACCAUUCACUUCACAUGGCAAAAUGGAUGUGUCUGAGCUGAGCAGGAUUUACAGCAGCCAUUUGAACUCUAGAAGAAGUGACAGUAAGCUGAACGAGAAUGAAUUGUGGGAGAGAUUGCAGCAUUCAUGGAAGGCUGUUCUGAAUUUCCCAGAUGAAUCCGCAAGCAUUUUAAAAGAGUCGCGGUUUUUGCACAGUGGCGGGGAUUCCUUAAAAUCAUUACAGCUCCAGGAUGAAAUUGAACAUAUUGUAGGCAAGACUGUCCCUGGCCUCCUGGAAAUUAUUCUCAGUAGAUCCAUCGAAGAGGUCUACAGACAUAUCUUAAAAACAGUUUUCCCAAGCAAAAACCUGAAAUUAAGCUGUAACAAUGCUGUAAAAAGAAAGCCGAGUGAAAGCAGCAGAGAGGAGCCCAGUAAAAAGUAUGUGGAGCUAAAACCUGAAACAUCCCCGAUAGUUGAAUCAAAUCUUGUUGGAUUUACUGCCGUGACCCGAGGAAACCGGUUGUUGUCUAUGGAUGACCCUUUGAAGAACUACAGUAAUACAGAGCAAGCAGGAGAGUGCGAAGUUUUGCCGAGCGUGCAGGAUGAAACAAUUGUCAGCAGUGCAAAUACGGCAGAAGAUGAUUCUAUACUAAACACUCCUGUACAUGAGAAUCUUGGGCAAAUGGCUGAAAAGUUAAUGUUGCAUCUCAGAUGGAAGUCAGACCUGGGCAAAUGUGUGGAUGCAUCUCCACUAGUUGUCACCGAAAAAUUAUCUGCCUUUGUGUAUAUUGGAUCGCAUUCUCACAGGAUUCAAGCAAUUGACCUAUAUUCAGGAAAAAUCAAGUGGGAGAGAAACCUUGCAGAUCGCAUUGAGUCUUCCGCCUGCAUAUCUAGGUGCGGAAACUUCAUUGUUGUUGGAUGUUAUAAUGGGUUGGUGUAUGUCCUCAGAAGGAGUGAUGGGGAAACACACUGGACAUUUGCAACUGAGGAUGCUGUGAAAAGUUCUCCAGCUGUGGAUCCUUCCACAGGGGUAGUCUUCAUUGGAUCUCAUGACCGUCAUGUAUACGCUUUAGAUAUUUAUAGGAAAGAGUGUGCCUGGAAAUUACACAGUGAAGCUGGAGCUGUAUUUUCCUCUCCUCACCUAAAUCUGUUACCACAUCACCUGUAUAUUGCUACACUUGGAGGGCUGCUGCUAGCUGUAAAUCCAAUUACGGGGGACGCAAUCUGGAAGAGCUUUUGCGGAAAACCCAUCUUCUCAUCACCACAUUGCAACAAGGACUGUGUAUGUGUAGGAUGUGUGGAUGGAAAUUUAUAUUGCUUUAGCCACUUUGGAGAAAAAAUAUGGAAGUUUUCUACCAAUGGACCAAUUUUUUCAUCGCCAUGUAUUUCAGAUUUUUCCAGCGAUAUAUUUUUUGGAUCCCAUGACCACUUUACUUAUUGCUGUAGUACAGAAGGUAAUUUAUUGUGGAAAUUUGAAACAGCAUCAACUGUAUAUGCAAUUCCAUUUGUUUUCCAUCAUCAUUCCUUACCAGAUGAAACGCUUCUGGCAGUGGCAUCCACAGAUGGCAAAAUAUGGAUCUUGAAUGCCAAGACUGGCUUGGUAGAAGGUGAAGAGAAGCUUCCAGGAGAAGUGUUCUCAUCUCCUGUUGUAUGGGGAACAACUAUCAUUGUAGGCUGUAGAAAUAACUAUAUUUAUUGCUUUGAUUUAUGUGUUUCUAAAACCAAAUAAGGUGCCUAAAAUUUCCCUUUUUCGUAUUUUUAAUUUUGCUUGUACAAAAUAGGGCUGGGUGGUGUUAGGUUUUCAACAUCACGAUGCACCACCAGCCAAGCACUGUGAUCUGGCCAUACACCGUGAUGUUGAAACAAGCUGCGUUGGCCCCAGCCUGUGAGGCGUGGGGUAAGACUACUGCAGCGCUCACUGUGGGAGCUGAGGCGCUUUCACCCCAGUGCCUCACAGGCAGGGACAAUACAGCUUGUUUGCACUGCUCAGCGAGCCCAAUGUCUGUUGAGGGGCAGGCAGCCGCGUGCCCCUGAACAGAGAAGUUUAAGGGAGGCCUCUGGUGGGGGCUCUGUUACACUUGAGGAAGCCCAGCGAGCUACCUCUUUCUCCAAGGAGGUAGAGGCAGCCCACUCACCCCCCACUUGCCUGACAGGCUCUGUACGCAGGGCUCCCUCAAGUGUAAUGGAGCCCCAACCCCACCUCUGGCUUGCAUGAGCCAGAGGUGGGGUUGGGGCACUGCUACACUUCCCUGCUGAGGGGUGGGCAGCCAUGCACCCCAGAAUGGAGAAGUUCAAAGGAGCCACCUGCCUGUGCAGGCAGCUAAGGGAGGAACAAAGCUACAUGCCAAUGUAGCUUGUUCCUCUGUCAGCAGUAUGAGGGCCAGAGCGCAAUGGUUGCUUCACCCAGUGGUGAAACCUCUGCUGCAGCUUGUUUCUCCCUUGCCUGCUGGUGGCAGAGGAGACUCACCAGCGCCAGUUUCACCCGCAAUAUACUGCCAGGUGAAGCAGCCAUUGUGGUCUGGCCCUGGGCGAUGUAUCAGUACAUUGCCCAGGCCUAGUACAAAAUAGAAAACCUUGCCUUCAGCGCAAAAUCAUCUAUUAAUUUAAACCCCAGCUUCCUGACAUAACAGAGUUCUCUUAAUAGCCAUGGUCAUCACUGGCUAAUAUGUACUGUCCAUGGCUGUGUUAGAUGCCAUACUAUGUUUACCAGGGCACUUUGGAAUAAUUUUUAUCCCCCCAAAAGGCAGCAUAUAAUAUUUAAGAAAGAGUAAUUUGAAAUUAUGAAUUUGCUAAUACAAAGCAUUUCAAAAACAUGGCUUGAGCUUUUUAUUUGAGAACAGCAUCAACCCCAACACUGAUGGCAUGAUAGAAAAGUACUGAAUAUUGCAGGACUAGAUGAGCUGAUAGGGUUCACUGUUUAACUUUUUAUCAUAUAUUGCUAUACCAAUAUAUGUGUGGGGAUAAGUGUCUCACCAGCACAAGGGUCGCUGCUUGCACAACAGGACUCCCUGCCUCUUCUUCCCCCGCACAGACACCUGCUUCAGGGGGUUGAGGGAAGCACCAGAGCAGAUUGGGGGGAAGAGAGGGAAAGCCCUGUUGCCUAAGCAGGAAUCCUUGUGCUGGCAGGACACUUAGUGCUGCUUUGGCUCAUUUCUGUAAUGUGCAAAUGACAAAA